Molecule: messenger RNA, 687 nt
Organism: Paraglomus occultum
Lineage: Eukaryota; Fungi; Glomeromycota; Glomeromycetes; Paraglomerales; Paraglomeraceae
Source: the annotation of a GenBank genome assembly
AUGGUUGCGAUUCCUUUGCUAUCCAAACUCCCUGUUGAGGUGGUUCUCGACAUUAUUAUUGCUUUUGAAGGCGACACUGUUGAUAAACUCUGUCUAAUCGGACACAUUAAUCGAUAUCUACGCAAUUUAUUACUCUGUCGGACUAUAUUCUGGAAACGCAUUGAUUUGACAAGACAUAAAGACAAAGCGCCAGACGCUCUUGUACAUAUUUUAAACAUUCUUCCUUGUAAAUCACUGAAGGCUGUUUCUGCUAUCAUUCUCGAUGGUACGGUAGUAAAGGAUUUCCACGUACAAAUACUCUUGCCGAGAUUUCCGAAUCUACGAUUCCUGAGUAUUCGUGAAUGUCAUAAAUUGGUGUUGGAAGAUUUGCAUGAAGUGUUUGAAUGUUGGAAGAAGCACAACGUGACAUUUCCAAAUUUGAAUGAGAUUGAUGCGACAGGGACUAAUGGUAAUUCUUAUCAUCGUUACGAUGAUCACGCUGUUCAGAGAGGAUUUUACGAGAUUUUACAGAGAGAUCAUGAAAUAAUGAGGAAAUUGCAGAAUGACAUGAUUGCAAUCACGAAAAAUGAGAACGCAAUAUUUCAUUGCAAAGUAUGCGAGAAAUGUAAAAUUAGAGUGUCAAUUGAGCUGCAAAAGUGGUCUCUACCGCAUGAGUCUGGAAGUGCUAUCUGUGCAAGCUGUUUGUAG